GUGGCCACUGGCCCUGGCCCUCUUUCCACACCUAAUGGUUUAAAAGUUGUGAGGCAUAAACAGGUGACAAUUGAGAACUGGUCAGACCCCUGAAGAAGAUGUUCCUGCUCCUGCUUCUCCUGGUGGCUGUCCUUCCAGUCAGCACUGAAGGAGGAGAAAUCUUUUGGGGUACAGAGUCCAAACCCCACUCCCGGCCCUACAUGGCAUUCAUAAAUUUUUAUGACAGUCAAUCAGACCGGCAGCGAUGUGGUGGUUUCCUGGUGAGAGAAGACAUCGUCAUGACCGCCGCUCACUGUAAUGGAAGGAAUAUAAAUGUAACCUUGGGUGCUCACAAUAUCAAGAAACAGGAAAAUACACAACACAUCUCGGUUCUUAAAGCCAUCCCUCACAAGAGCUUUAACAGUAAAACACUGGUCAAUGACAUCAUGCUCCUGAAGUUGAAACACAAAGCUAAACUCAAUGGUGUUGUGAAGACCAUUGCCCUUCCGAAGAGCCAGGACUGGGUGAAACCUGGGCAAGUGUGCACAGUGGCAGGCUGGGGAACCCUGGCCAAUUGUAGCCUGUCUAACACACUUCAGGAAGUAAACCUGGAAGUUCAAAAAAGUCAGACAUGCCAAGCAAUGUCCAAAAACUACAAGGACUCCAUCCAGAUCUGUGUGGGAAAUCCCAAGGAGAAGAAGGCUACUGCUGGGGGAGAUUCAGGGGGACCCUUUGUGUGCCACAAUGUGGCCCAGGGCAUUGUCAGUCAUCACUAUUGUACUGGAAAACCUCCUCGGGUAUUCACCAGAAUCUCAAGCUUUCUACCUUGGAUUCAAGAAAAAAUGAAACUCCUUCAACAACCCUAGAAGACAAGCCCUGUGUCUAGGGUAGUAUCCAACAUCCUGGGGCACAGCUACCUGAAUCUUAAUAAAGAAAAUCUGUCUUCACAACAAA
Molecule: messenger RNA, 933 nt
Organism: Peromyscus leucopus (white-footed mouse)
Lineage: Eukaryota; Metazoa; Chordata; Mammalia; Rodentia; Cricetidae
Product: granzyme-like protein 2
Exons: 5
Coding region: 99-845 (248 amino acids)
Biological process (GO): proteolysis
Cellular component (GO): intracellular membrane-bounded organelle; cytoplasm
Molecular function (GO): serine-type endopeptidase activity
Source: RefSeq, a predicted model, not a curated record